CGAUGAGUUCGAUACUGAGUGGUACCUGGUAUCCCUAAACUGAACAGCCACAGCACGAGAAGUAGAAGAGAAAAUAUUCAUUCAAUCAGAGAUGAAAGAGGAAAAACGGAAUCGUAAACGGAAGAGAGCAAAGCUUCAGAGAAAAUCUUCUAAUGCCGCCGGCGUGAAUCAAUGUUCGGCAGCGAUCUCAAAAACUAAGAAACCUUCGUCUUUUCUUGAUAAGAUGAAGGCGAGAUUAUCAGGAGGACACUUCCGUAUGCUUAAUGAAAAGCUCUACACUUGCUCUGGAGAUGAGGCGCUCAAUUAUUUCAAAGAAAAUCCGGAACUUUUUAAUGUGUAUCAUGCAGGGUAUCAAGAGCAAAUGUUACAUUGGCCAGAACAACCUGUUAAUAUAAUCACAAAAUGGCUAAAGGAUCAUAGCCCUUCAUUAGUUGUUGCUGACUUUGGCUGUGGAGAUGCACGGCUGGCAAGAAGCGUGAAGAACAAGGUUUGGUCGUUGGAUCUUGUCGCAAAUGAUCCUUCAGUAAUUGCUUGUGACAUGUCAAAUACCCCUCUAGAGUCGUCAUCUGUUGAUGUGGCCGUCUUUUGCCUUUCAUUGAUGGGAACCAACUAUUCAAGCUUCCUUCGGGAAGCGCUCAGAGUUCUUAAACCCAGGGGAUGGCUCUUGAUUGCAGAAGUUAAAAGCAGGCUUGAUCCAAAUACUGGAGGAGCAGACCCAAACAAAUUUUUAAAAGCUAUUUGUGAGCUUGGGUUUACCAUGGAGUCAAAGGAUUUCUCUAACAAAAUGUUUGUGCUGUUCUACCUAAAGAAGAAGGAAAAGCAGAAUUCAGUGAACAAGGAUAUUAAUUGGCCGGAGCUCAAGCCUUGUAUAUAUAAGCGGCGCUAAGCUUGGCCAUAAUGUCUUUUGUUUAAGAUUUUAGCAGUCCUUAUCCAAUCUGGAGAUGGGUUUAAACGUGUUGCCAAAUCUCACUCGUUAUUUAAACCCAACUGUGAUCCAAUCUAUUCGCUCACAUCCUUACCCAAUUUCUUUUUGGUUUGAUCACCCAUGCUCCUGAAAGCGAAAGGGUAGCUCUACUGAGUUUGCUACUUUCUAAAGUGAGGAACGAGAACAUCCUAUGUGCUUCGUGGAAAGGAAAGCGCCGUGUUGUUAAAAGCAUCGCUUUGUCACUUGAAGCAAUGAAGUAAAAACAGAGGGGUGUACUUCUCAAAUGUUGUGUUUCAAAGAAGUGGAUUAAUAUUAGCAUAUUAUUGUAGGAUUUUGAAAUUACUUAUUUUAAUUAUUAUUUAAGCAGUACUAGACUAAUAUAAUGUGUGAUACUUCGAGUGCCUCAUUUCAGUAUAAGUCCAUGAUUCAAUGCUCA
This is a messenger RNA of Capsicum annuum, 1361 nucleotides long. Its product is annotated as ribosomal RNA-processing protein 8. Gene Ontology annotation, molecular function: methyltransferase activity. Lineage: Eukaryota; Viridiplantae; Streptophyta; Magnoliopsida; Solanales; Solanaceae. The coding region runs from base 92 to 886 and encodes 264 amino acids. The transcript is spliced from 9 exons. The record is from RefSeq and is a predicted model, not a curated record. Gene Ontology annotation, cellular component: nucleolus.